CUUCCUUCAGGUCCGCUUAGUAAAGGCCCGGCGCGCUUUCCCCUCCGUUUAGAUCCAUUUUUAUAAUGACCUUCUUCUGAAAUAGAUUUCACGCCUGAAAAGGUGACGUUUCAACUCGAUCUGGGUGCUUUCCUUCACGUCCGCCUGACGGGGACCCUGCCGCGUCGCUUUUCUCCCUUCGAAUUCCUUACGUUCAGUAACUGGAAAAAGUAACAUAUCAGGCUGACCCCCGGCGUUUUCCUUCAGGUCCGUCUGAUGGCGGCCCAGUGCCGCUUUCUCUCCAUCUGCAAAGUUUACGUGAGAAGUUCACGAGUCAAACUGACCGCUCAGCGUUCUCCUUCAGGUCCGGCCUGCAAACGCCCGGUCUCAGUUUUCGGUCUUUGUGGAACACAUUAUGCUCAGUUCCUCAAAAGUUAACGAGUGAAACGGACCAUCGUCCCCCCCCGCGCUUUUUCUUCAGGUCCGCUCCUCAGAAGCCAGACUGUACUUUGUCCUUCGAAACACUGUGCCAGUUUUCCGAAGAAGAGUUCGCGCGACGCCGAUGUGGUUCCCUUCAGGUCCGCUCCAUUUGAACGCAGGAACUCGAGACGCGUGAAGUGCCGACGAUCCACACCGAGAAAAGAGGGAGAAAAAGGAGUCCGGCAACAACAUCAUCAACAUCAUCAUCAUGUCUGGAAACAAAAAGCAAAGAACGGACCUCCAGCGGUCGACCAACAUCGUGUACCAGGCCCACCACGUGAGCCGCAGCAAGAGAGGCCAAGUUGUGGGCACCCGCGGGGGGUUCCGCGGUUGCACCGUCUGGCUGACGGGCCUGUCGGGUGCCGGGAAGACCACGGUGGGCUUUGCUCUGGAGGAGUACCUGGUGACCCACGGCAUCCCCUGCUACUCCUUGGACGGUGACAACAUCCGCCACGGGCUGAACAAGAACCUGGGCUUCACGGCCACGGACCGAGAGGAGAACAUCCGGCGCAUCGCCGAGGUGGCCAAGCUGUUCGCCGACGCCGGCCUGAUUUGCAUCACCAGCUUCAUCUCUCCCUUCACCAGGGACCGCAACGAGGCCAGGAGGAUCCACGAGAGCGCCGGGCUGCCCUUCUUCGAGGUGUUCGUGAACGCGCCGCUGGAGGUGUGCGAGAGCCGCGACGUCAAAGGUCUCUACAAGAAGGCCCGCGCCGGAGAGAUCAAAGGGUUCACCGGCAUCGACUCGGACUACGAGAAGCCGGAGGCCCCCGAGCUGGUGCUGAAGACGGACGAGAUCUCCGCCAACGAGUGCAUUCAGCAAGUCGUGGACCUCCUGAAGGAGCAGAACAUUGUACCGACCGGGCUCGUGGAGGAGGUCAACGAGCUCUUUGUCCCGGAAAACAAGCUGAAUCUGGCGCUGGCCGACGCCGCCGCCCUGCCGACGCUCAGCAUCACCGAGGUGGACCUUCAGUGGGUGCAGGUGCUGGCUGAAGGCUGGGCCAGUCCGCUCAAGGGUUUCAUGAGAGAGAGGGAAUACCUGCAGGUCCUGCACUUCGCCACCUUGCUUGACGGCGGGGUCAUCAACCUCUCCGUCCCCAUCGUCCUUCCCGUGUCCGCAGAGAAGAAGGAGAGCCUGGACGGCUGUGCCGCUUUUGCUCUCGAGUUCAAAGGUCGCAGGGUGGCCAUCCUGCGCAACCCCGAGUUUUACGAGCACCGUAAAGAAGAGCGAUGUUGCCGACAGUGGGGCACCAGCUGCCCGCAGCACCCUUACAUCAAGAUGGUCGUGGAAGGAGGCGACUGGCUGGUCGGGGGCGACCUGGAAGUGCUGGAACGCAUCAAGUGGAGCGACGGCCUGGAUCAGUACCGCCUCACCCCCCGCGAGCUCAAGCAGAGGUUCAAGGAAAUGAAAGCGGACGCCAUCUUCGCCUUCCAGCUGCGCAACCCGGUGCACAACGGUCACGCCCUGCUCAUGCAGGACACGCGGCGGCGGCUGCUGGAACGCGGAUACCGGCGGCCCGUGCUCCUGCUGCACCCGCUGGGCGGCUGGACCAAGGACGACGACGUGCCGCUGGAGUGGCGCAUGCGGCAGCACGCAGCCGUGCUCGAGGAUGGCGUGCUGGACCCGAAAAGCACCAUUGUGGCCAUUUUCCCCUCCCCCAUGAUGUACGCCGGACCCACCGAGGUGCAGUGGCACUGCAGGGCCCGCAUGGUGGCCGGCGCCAACUUCUACAUUGUGGGUAGAGACCCCGCCGGCAUACCGCACCCGGAGACCAAGCGGGACCUCUACGAGCCCUUGCAUGGUGGCGCGGUGCUGAGCAUGGCUCCUGGCCUCACCUCCGUGGAGAUCAUCCCCUUCCGGGUGGCCGCGUACAACAAGACCAAGCGCGCCAUGGAUUUCUAUGAUCCAGACAGGCACGACGAGUUCGAGUUCAUCUCGGGGACCCGCAUGCGGAAGCUGGCGCGGAGCGGCGAGAACCCCCCCGACGGCUUCAUGGCCCCCAAGGCUUGGAAGGUCCUGACCGAGUACUACACCUCUUUACAGAAGGACUAGCAAACUCUCGUCGGCCUUGCGAGGAGGAGCCCGAGAUCCUCCCCGACGGCGGAAGAGCAUUCCUUCUAUCCGUCCUUCUAAAUAUCCUUUAAUUAUUAAUUUUUACAUAUGAUGUAAGUCAUCCCUCUCUGUACGAUUUUGUCUGCGCUGAGAUUAGUCAGACCAGCUGUGAGUGGAAAAGCGGCCGCCGCGUUCAUGACGUAUUUUUUUUUUUUUUUUUAAACCACGCGUGUCAAAUCCGGCAGCGGACCGAUUGAACGCUUUUCAAUCACCGAUUACAUUUAUAGCCAGAACUGAAAGUGAUAAAAUGACAUUUUAGGGAACACUACUCUGUUCUUUUAUACCAUGUUUUGUAAGUCGUUUUUUAGUCACGCCGACUUGAAGGUGUCUUUUCAUUCCUGUAUCGUUUUUAAAACCCCGUCGUCUCCCGCUUUAUUGAAAGGGUCACUGCAAAUUGUGCCCCCCCCCCCCCCACCCGAAUGUCAACAUGAAUGUACUACUGUCAAGUUACAUGUUAUUUAAAUAAGUGCGAAAAUGUGUGGCGAAGGACAAAUACUUACACAAAUUCAUUUACUAUCACUGGAUGUUGGUGACGAGUUAAUAUUUAUGAACUGUAAUCAAUGUGCCUUAAGCCCAAAUGUGUACCUUUUUAAGAUGAUGUAUGCAAUUUAGUAAGAAUAUACUACAAAUAUACUGUACAAAUAUAUUUCAAAUUAAACAUUGAAGCAAAUUAAUACAUAUAUUGCUACCACUUCUGCUCACUGAGGAAAAUAGGUGAAAAAGUUUUAUUAUGGGAAAGAAUCAGAAAUUCUUUUUGUUUUUACGGUUGUCCGUCUUAGCUGAAUACAUUUACAGUAUUAUCUGGAGCAGUGGACAGAGUAAAUGACAGUAAUUCACGCAUCUGA
Messenger RNA from Scleropages formosus (Asian bonytongue), 3414 nucleotides. It is a transcript of the gene papss2b, whose product is annotated as 3'-phosphoadenosine 5'-phosphosulfate synthase 2b. Gene Ontology annotation, molecular function: adenylylsulfate kinase activity; sulfate adenylyltransferase (ATP) activity; ATP binding. Gene Ontology annotation, biological process: 3'-phosphoadenosine 5'-phosphosulfate biosynthetic process; sulfate assimilation. Bases 668 to 2509 code for a protein of 613 amino acids. The transcript is spliced from 13 exons. NCBI's taxonomy places the organism in Eukaryota, Metazoa, Chordata, Actinopteri, Osteoglossiformes, Osteoglossidae. The record is from RefSeq and is a predicted model, not a curated record.